Messenger RNA from Chanos chanos (milkfish), 1514 nucleotides. It is a transcript of the gene chkb, whose product is annotated as choline kinase beta. The transcript is spliced from 11 exons. The record is from RefSeq and is a predicted model, not a curated record. Bases 219 to 1514 code for a protein of 431 amino acids. Gene Ontology annotation, biological process: CDP-choline pathway; phosphatidylethanolamine biosynthetic process. Gene Ontology annotation, molecular function: ethanolamine kinase activity; choline kinase activity. Gene Ontology annotation, cellular component: cytoplasm. NCBI's taxonomy places the organism in Eukaryota, Metazoa, Chordata, Actinopteri, Gonorynchiformes, Chanidae.
GGGAAGUGUAUUCUGUGAGUCAUAUUUCGCGUUGCCAGCGAGGAUAUUUGCGAGUGCACUUUGUCACCAUGCAGACACGUCUUGUUCGUUGAUCUUUUGUCCCAUCAUACAAAACUCUUUUUUUGUUGUUGUUCUGCGGAGCUAUUUAAGGUUGGUUCAACUGUUCUGCUACCCACUUGCACACAAACUUACACACACAGACCGUUGCGUGUACUGCGAUGCAGGCGGGUGAGAGCGUCAUUGAGAGCAUGAGUGAUGGAGCUUUGCACAAGUCUGAAAGAGGACCACACAAAAACAUUCCCACGGUCAAGACCCACGACGUCGGCCCGGUCCUCUCGAAGGACGUCGGGGACACCUUGGUCGUUAACGAGAAUAACCUGAGAGCGCCAAGUCCGCGCGGACCGAACGGAGACGACGACUCCGAAGCUGAAUCCUACCGGGACGGGCGUUCGGAUGAGGUGGACCGGGACACGAAGAGUAGGGCGUAUGCUUGGUGCCGGGACUUUCUUGCCGGGUCGUGGAAGACCAUUUCCGAGGAAGACUUUCAAAUUAGUAGUAUCUGUGGAGGCCUCAGUAACCUCCUCUACAUGUGUAGUUUACCGGAACAUGUGGCUCCGGUGGGGGACGAGCCGGGAAAAGUCCUACUGCGUGUGUACGGGGCUAUUCUACAGGGGGUAGACUCUGUGGUACUGGAGAGUGUGAUGUUUGCUAUCCUGGCUGAGCGGGCACUGGGUCCAAAGCUUUACGGGAUUUUCCCAGAAGGACGACUGGAGCAAUACAUGCCUAGCAGGCGUUUGCGAACUGAGCAGUUGCGUGUUCCGGACAUAUCUGCUGAGAUUGCCAGAAAGCUAUCCCGUUUCCACGCCAUGGUCAUGCCCUUUAACAAGGAACCCACCUGGCUCUUCAGAACCAUCGACAGGUAUAUGGACCAGAUAAUGACUAUCAAGUUUGUGCGUGAAGCUCACAUCAAAAAGUUCAACAAGCUGAUGAAGUACAACCUGCCUGCUGAACUGGACAGUCUGAGGUCUUUGCUGGCUGCAACUCCAUCUCCGGUUGUAUUCUGCCACAAUGAUGUACAGGAAGGUAACAUUCUGAUGUUGGAUGAUCGCGAUCAGAGUUCCACUGAUAAACUGAUGCUCAUCGACUUCGAAUACAGCAGCUACAACUACAGGGGUUUUGACUUUGGGAAUCAUUUCUGCGAGUGGGUGUAUGACUAUACCUAUGACCAGUGGCCUUUUUUCAAAGCAAACCUGGACAACUACCCUACCAGAGAGCAACAGUUACAUUUUAUCCGACACUACCUGUCUGAGAACCAGGAUGUGGCACCUGAGGAGCGGAGUGCGAUCGAGGAGGCCAUGAUCGUCGAGGCAAACCGUUUUGCUCUGGCAUCUCAUUUCUUCUGGGGCCUGUGGUCCAUAAUACAGGCCAGAAUCUCCACUAUAGAGUUUGGUUACAUGGACUACGCCCAGCACAGAUUGGAUGCCUACUUCAAACAGAAGCAGCUCUUUGCCUGA